This is a messenger RNA of Aspergillus steynii IBT 23096, 1501 nucleotides long. RefSeq names its product PLP-dependent transferase. Bases 43 to 1380 code for a protein of 445 amino acids. The transcript is spliced from 2 exons. The record is from RefSeq and is a predicted model, not a curated record. Lineage: Eukaryota; Fungi; Ascomycota; Eurotiomycetes; Eurotiales; Aspergillaceae.
CCCCAGCCGACUACUCUGUCGUUAUCUACUUGUUUUAUCAAGAUGACGCGCAGUCAGGAAACCGCGCCUACCUCGUUCGGCCAUGAAAUGAGAAAGCAUUUCUCAUUUGCUCCCGGUUAUCGCAAUCUGAACCACGGGUCCUACGGCACCUCUCCGUCGGCCGUUCGCAAAAAGGCAGAGAAUCUCCGAGAGGAAUGGGAGACCCGACCCUGCCCUUUUAUUAAAUAUGACUUCCCGCCGCUGUUGGACGAAUCGCGCGCCGCCAUCGCCGACUUCCUGCAGGUCCCCGUGUCUACUGUCGUCUUCGUGGCCAACGCGACGACGGGCGUGAAUACGGUGCUGCGCAAUCUGACGUGGAAUCCGGAUGGAAACGACGAGAUUAUUCAACUAGACGUCAUCUAUAGCGCCUGCGGCAGUACGACUAAAUACCUUUGCGAAGCCUCCGAGUGCCGAGUCCGGACGAGGGAGGUUCGCGUCGAUUACCCCAUCGAAGACGAUGAGUUUGUCGCAGCCUUCCGAAAUACGAUUCGGGCGUCGCGUCGCGAGGGUCGCAAUCCUCGUAUCGCCAUCUUCGAUACCGUCUGCUCGAACCCGGGGCUGCGGCUGCCUUUCGAGGCGCUGACGGCGGUCUGUCGUGAGGAGGGCGUGCUGAGUUUGAUCGACGGAGCUCAUGGCAUUGGACAUAUCGAGCUGAACCUGGCCCAGCUGGAUCCCGACUUCUUCGUCAGUAAUUGUCACAAGUGGUUGUUCACGCCGCGCUCCUGCGCCGUCUUCUACGUGCCUCAGCGCAACCAGGCGAUGAUGCGCUCCACGCUGCCCACCAGCAUCGGGUUCGUGCCGCAGUCGGAAUCGACCAGCAAUGCGCCGGCAGUGAACACGGAUAAGAGCGAAUUUGUGCGGAAUUUCGAAUUCGUCGGGACCCUCGACACUAUCCCGUUCAUCACGGUGCCGGCAGCCAUCGAGUGGCGCCGCACAGUCGCAGGGGGCGAGAAGAAAAUCAUAGAGUAUUGCACCCGGCUGGCGCAGGAGGGAGGCAGGCUGGUGGCCGAUAUACUUGGGACACAGGUGCUGGAUAACAAGACGAGAACGUACACGGACUGCUGCAUGUCCACCGUGUUGUUGCCCAUCGAGCUGUCCACCUCUGCGCCGGUCACUCUUCCCUGGAAGGGGCGUCGCGUGUCGGUGUCGGACUGGGCGCAGCAGACGCUGAUUGAAGAAUAUCAGACCUACCUGCCCAUCUUCCCCUUCAAGGGACGCUGGUGGACUCGGCUGAGUGGGCAGAUCUAUCUGGAGAUGGACGACUUCGAAUGGGCCGGUCAUACAUUGGUGGAAUUGUGUGAGAGACUGAAACUAGCUUUGUCUGAGCAGAGGACGGAAUAGAUUUUUUAAGAUGUUUACUCGUGUGGCAGACUCAAUCGUUUCCUUGCUGGAAAAUCUCUCAGUCAAUCUUCCAGAUUAGAUCUACCGACAGCAUUUAUAAAGGCGAAACAUAGAAAGAUCG